This is a messenger RNA of Leishmania braziliensis MHOM/BR/75/M2904, 1569 nucleotides long. RefSeq lists its product as hypothetical. The record is from RefSeq and is a predicted model, not a curated record. Gene Ontology annotation, cellular component: cilium; periciliary membrane compartment. Gene Ontology annotation, molecular function: GTPase activator activity; protein binding. Gene Ontology annotation, biological process: post-Golgi vesicle-mediated transport. The transcript has a single exon. Lineage: Eukaryota; Euglenozoa; Kinetoplastea; Trypanosomatida; Trypanosomatidae. Bases 1 to 1569 code for a protein of 522 amino acids.
AUGGCGUCUAGCACCCUGGUUGAGACGGAGCGCAUCAUACGCGAGAAGCUCGAGGCAUCCGGGCAGUACGGAAAGAUGCGGGCCAUGAUCAUGGAGGCAGCACUGCAAACUGUCAGCACCGGCGGCAACAACAACUCAGGUGCCCAUCAGCCUUUGGUGUUUCACCCCACUGUUGCACUCAGGGAUGCCAAGCAGAAUGGUGUCACAGAGCUGAGCAUUGUGCAAGAGUACCUGCAGUACCUCGGCCUGCAGUACACGGCACGAGUGCUGCAGCUAGAGGCUGGGCUGCAAGAAGUGGCUUUGCGCACCAGUGCAGAGCUGCAGGAACAGCUGCACAUCGCAGUCGACAAUCGACCCGAUCCUUGCCUGUCGGCGCUUGUGCAUGGCAGGGUAACUGGGGUGGUGCCGUCCACCGCUGCGACUGGGACACCGGCUGCUGCUGCUGAGGAAGAGGACACUAACACCGAGGACAUCGAUGAUACUGCCUCCGACCACAAUCAGCCUGGUGGCGAGAACACGACGUACUUCAUCUCCAAGUGGAAGAAGCGUCAUUUCAUGCGUCACAAUCAAGUCUCCGGGCAGCAGGUGCAGAUCGAGUAUCUGACAGACUGCCACACGGCGGUGCUAGAUGAGCUAGACAGCAUGACCGUCGAUGACUGUGAGGGUGGCGAGCUGGUGAUUGCCGCGUGCGAAGGGAGCGUGUUCCUACGUAAUUGCAAGAACAUGACGAUCCACGUGGCGUGCAAGCAGCUCCGCACGCGCGAUUGCGAACACAUCAAGUUGUACAUCUUCACCUCGACCGACCCUGUCGUGGAGAUGAGCCACCACAUCUCCUUCUAUCCAUUUCACUUGCGCCUACCAGGGCUUCGGCGGCUGUUUGCGGAGGCUCGGUUGGACCCCAAGGCGAACAGAUUUGUCCACGUGUACGACUUCACACCGACGGAGCCGCAGCUGCCGAAGCCGCACUUUGACGUACACUUCCCUGAUCACCACCUCUCGAUGGAGGAUCGCUACGCCAGCUACGGUGCUCUGGAUUGCCCGCCUGAGAUCGAGGAGCUGCUGGCCCUGCGUCUAAUGCCGGCCGCGAGCUCCGAGUCGGGGAAGAACAAGAGCUAUGAUAUUCGGACGGGGGCACAGAUGUGGGCGCAGGCAGGCCCAACGCCGGCUCCGGCGGUGGCGGCGGCGGUGGUGGCAGUAGGAACUGCCGCUACUACGUCCGCCAACGCCCACGCGGAGAGUGGUGACGAUGACGACGAAGAGGAAAUUGCGUCUGACAGCGAUCACUCUGGCUCUUCGCCGCAAUCGACGUCAGCUUCGACGGCGUCGUCCUCCGAGGCUGAGGAGUAUGCCCCGGCAGAGAGGCAGAUAGCAGGGCAAUCAGCAAUGCAGCGCAUCGGCGGGCUGUCCGCGGCGGCCCCGCUGGGCCCCAUUCCGGCUGUUGGUUCAGCAGCCCACGCUGUCACUUCAGGUGGCAUAGACAAUGAAGAGUACUCCUCCUUUGACGACGAUGACAACAGCAACGACGCAGAUGACAAGUACAACGUAGAUGAAGACGAAGAUGACUUUUAG